Cicer arietinum (chickpea) is the source of this 2191-nucleotide messenger RNA. RefSeq lists its product as uncharacterized. Gene Ontology annotation, molecular function: hydrolase activity. The record is from RefSeq and is a predicted model, not a curated record. Gene Ontology annotation, cellular component: endoplasmic reticulum. NCBI's taxonomy places the organism in Eukaryota, Viridiplantae, Streptophyta, Magnoliopsida, Fabales, Fabaceae. Gene Ontology annotation, biological process: GPI anchor biosynthetic process.
AAAAUCAUCCUUCCAUCUAUUCAUUUUCUAUCAUGUGGUUUUUUUCCUUUCUGUUCUGACAUCUCACCUUCUUUUUCUAACACCAAACAGAGCCUAAAACCAGGCAAUAAUCUGGUAAAACAAAGGAAGGAAAAGAUCAAGAACCGAGUUUGACAAAUUUGGUUGGGGGUGCAUGUAGCAUUUAACCCUGCAAUGCAAUAAUUGAAGCAUUGAUUUGAAGAGAUUGGUGAAAGAUCAGUGAUGAAGCAACAGGAGUUGACUAUUUUGCUAUGCCUCAUAUGGGCACUAACCCUUCUCUAUGGUGAAAUGUUCGCUUACUGGCUUCCAUCUCUCUUCACUUGUUCAUGGCCCCAUCUUCUCCACUCUUCUUCUUCAAUGCAGGUUCAAACAAAAAGUGAAAAUUACCAAACUGAUUAUGUAAAAGUUGCUGUUAUUGCAGAUCCACAGCUCAUGGAUAAAACUUCUCUCCAUCUACCUGAGAAAUCUCUUGCACUGGAGAUUGCAAAAUUCUACACUGAUUUAAACAUGCGCAGAUCAUUCUUUUCAUCUAUCCUGCCUUUCAAACCUGAUGUCGUAUUGUUUUUAGGCGAUUACUUUGAUGGAGGUCCUUUUUUAUCGGAUGAAGAGUGGAAGGAGUCUUUAUAUCGCUUUAAACAUAUAUUUGGUUUGGAUGCACAAAGAAAAUACACAGACAAACAAGUUUACUAUAUUCCUGGAAACCAUGAUAUUGGUUAUGAAAGUCUUCAUUAUGCAAAACCAGAGGUUAUCAGACGCUAUGAGGAAACAUUCGGGAUUAGAAACUACAGAUUUGCAGUCGGAAAAGUGGAUUUUAUUGCUGUCGACGCACAAACUCUUGAUGGACACACACAAAAGCAUCUGACUUCUCAAACUUGGGAGUUUGUAAAGAAUGUCUCUGUAGAUGAGGUAGUUCGUCCAAGAGUCUUAUUAACACACAUUCCUUUAUAUCGACCGGAUGGCACUUACUGUGGCCCUGAUCGUAGUUCCCCAAUUAUCAAUCAGAGGAUACGUCACACUGUCCAGACUAGUAAUAUCAUGUAUCAGAAUUAUGUUUUUGAGAAGUCAUCAAAGUAUUUACUAGAUACUAUCAAACCUAAGCUUAUUUUAUCUGGUCAUGAUCAUGAUCAGUGCACCAUCACUCGUCAAUCUAAAUCUGGGACUGUAAAGGAGCACACUCUAGGUACUAUAAGUUGGCAACAAGGAAAUUUGUAUCCUUCUUUCAUGCUGUUAUCAGUUGAUAACUCAACCCUUCCAAAUGCUUCCAUUCCAGAAGAGGCUUUGUUGACUCAUUUAUGUUACCUUCCAAAGCAAUUACACAUUUAUAUAUGGUAUAUUGUGCUAUUUGUUUUUACCCUUCUUGCCCUCCUAUUUUGGCCAACAAGCAGCACAAGUUUUUGGCAUCAGUUUUGGAACUUGGUGGGCCAUUUUAAACAACUCAUAGCUUCCAUGUUAUCUAGAAACGAAACAAAAGAGAAGGAUGAGGAUGCUAACUAUGAAUAUGAGAUGAUGUGGGAUGCAGAAGGCUCAAUGCAUCUUGUAAAGAAACCAUUGAAGGCAUCUGCUGUAAAUUCAAAUAAGCGAAGCUUAGGCGAAAGGGGUAAUGUUGUAAUGCGACCAACUGCUAGAAAAAGUACUGGUCAAGAAACAGAUUUCUCUGUGGAUAUGGAUAUGGCUUCAAGCACUGGACUUGAUCCUCUAGCAAGAAUACCUCUCAGAACAGGCAAAUCAAAGACAACAAUUAUAAUCCAAAGAUUACUACGCACACUGCGAAUGCUGACUGUUAUUGCAGCAGUCAAUGUUCCUCUUUACAUGAUGUUGCUAUUCAAGGAUUGGAUUGACAAAUAAGAUGAAAUUCCUAUUGGAAUGAUACCAUUCAGGUUUUACAUUAAGUUUUAUUUUUAUUUUUUUUAUUCAUGAAGUGUUGUAGAUUCAAUAACAUAGUUCAGGUAAGUAAGUUCUAUCAACAUGAUCUAAUUAAUCAUAUGGAGCAUCUACAAGUAUUAUUUUGCUAGAAACAUAUAUAUUUAAAUGAUUCAUGCUAGUGCCAUGAUCAUAUGGAGCAUCUACAAGUAUUAUUUUGAAAUAUGGCUAAAAUGUGUUAUAUAACCGUAAUAGGCAUGAGGUUUGUGGCAUGCUUUAUUCUUGAAAGUAGACAACUUUCUCUCUUCCAAAA